Pyricularia pennisetigena is the source of this 1332-nucleotide messenger RNA. RefSeq lists its product as uncharacterized. The transcript has a single exon. The record is from RefSeq and is a predicted model, not a curated record. Bases 1 to 1332 code for a protein of 443 amino acids. Lineage: Eukaryota; Fungi; Ascomycota; Sordariomycetes; Magnaporthales; Pyriculariaceae.
AUGAAGCCGACAAGGCCGCUCGCCUUGAUUAAGAACAUUUUCGAAUCGUACCGCGACCCUCUCCCUCUAGACCAGAAUGAAAAAACGAAGCUGUACAGGAUAAUCACAAAGUCCUUCAGGAAGCAGCUCGAUAAAGAGCUUGGACUACCGGCGGAACAGUCUCCAGACUUGGCACAACGAAAAGCCGCUGAAGCUUUUGAAGCCACUUUCAAAUUGACGCGGCCCUCUCAUACAGAAACCCCUCGAGCGUCGCUUGGCAGCCAACACCUCCGCUCAAUUCUUUCAAAUCCGCUAUUCAGCUACGAUGCAUCAAAGGCAAAAGCACUGCGGGUGCAAGGGGAGAGGGAUCCAAUGGAUGUCUUCGAGGAGGCAGCUGCCAGGGGGCUCAUGACUCCAAUACGCGCUGCCGGUUGUCUCAAAGCCAAACGCCGUCAGAUAAUGCAAUCAUCUGCAAUGGACCCUGUCACAGUCAUGGCGUCCUCAUCAGCUGGGCAGAGGGUUGUGGAGUGGCUACGGUCAUCGGGCUUAGAGAAAGACUUCUCGUUUCUCGGCAACCAACAGCUACCGUUUCUGAAACAGCUCAUCCCAUUCAUGAUUGCUGAGGGGAUGGAGAAGACGGUGUGGGUUUGGUUGGAUAUGCUUUCCAAGGAUCGCGACGACCGUCCGAUAACGGAACGGGAAUUCAAACAAGUGCAACUCUUUGGUGCCUUUGUCGAGCAUAAAUACCAGGGCGCCACGAGUAUGAACAACGCAUAUGCCUGCAUGAAGCAGGUCAAAGAGACAUUCCCAUGGGACAGACAGGAAAAACCACCUAAAUACAUCAUGACGACCUGGCAAAAGGUCGCCUGGGAAUCUACAGUUAUGGCGUGGAAACAUCUCACAAAGGCAUCUCCAAGGUUGUUCGAAUCGUUUUACACUAUUGGGAAAGACAACCUCGACCGCCAGAUGUUUGAGGUAGAAAACUACCACUCACACCAUGGCAUCGACGUGGCCCAUCUCGCGCUACACCACCCUACAAAACCGAAUGCUGAGCAAGCAGUGAAGCUCCUGCUUGAUGACAAAAGCCACAGAAUUUGGAAGACUUGGAAGAGGCAACAUCAAGCCCUUCCAGAAACGCACAUUGCACGUAGUACAACGACUGUCAGGAUGCGGGCUUUUAGCCUCGAUACCAUCAAAGUGUGUGCCUCGCAAGGACAAACAGCUCGAGCAGAAAAGCUUUUACAGAAGCUGGCUCCAUACCUAGGCAACGAUUUCCGUGUGGCUAUCGAUGAAAUAGAAGAAUAUGAGGAUGCGGAACUUUUUGAUCUUGAUAAUUCGGCAGCAGUUCAGUAG